AGUGCUAUGUGUGGGAUUCUUUUCUCGCUCUGUGCGGCGAACGCGGACUAUGAAACGCUCGAAACUCUGCGAGGGCUCUUCCCGAAACUACAAGAAGUGAUCUGUUCAAGAGGACCCGAUGCUCAGCAUACGACCUAUCUUGAUAUGCUCCACGCGAAGCUCACCUUUUGUGCGUCGGAGCUACGCUUGAGAGGCGAUGUUUUCAUCAAGCAACCUCAUACCAACGAAGAGGGGAACAUACUUUGCUGGAACGGCGAGGUUUUUGAGGGGCUUGAGGUACAAGCCGAGGAAAACGACGGUUCAAAGUUGUUUGAAGCACUGAAAGACGCUAAAGACGAACAAGAUGUUGUCAGUGUUUUCGGCCGUAUAGAGGGACCAUACGCCUUCCUCUACUACCAUAAACGUUCAAACAGGCUAUAUUUCGCCCGAGAUCCACUAGGAAGACGUUCGCUCUUGGUGCAUUAUCCGGACGAGACCCGCCCAUAUUUCCUGCUAUCUUCUGUUUCCGUUGGCAUGCAUCCGGGAUACUCGUUCGAAGAGAUAUCAACGGAGUAUAUAUACUCAAUAGACCUCGACACUCUCAACUCAGAUGGCAUGUUAGGAAUCGGAUCAUGUAUCGCUCGAUUAUCUCGCUCCUCUGAGAAUGACACGUUGCCCUUCGCACAACCACAUUCUGUAAACAGGACGCUCCCAGAUGAUCCGCCGAAGGUUCAAAGCCUAGAUGAUAUUCCGCCCCACCUGGAGGCUCCAGUAGACAGUUUGAUCGCCGAGCUAGACCGGAGUGUCAUGCUCCAGGUCCGAGACAUACCCAGAAGAAAGCAGGCACGAGUGGCUGUCUUCUUUAGCGGAGGCAUCGACUCCACCAUGCUGGCAUACUUAGCCGAUAGGCACGUCGCUCCAGAAGAGCCCAUAGACCUCCUCAACGUCGCCUUUGAGAACCCACGCAAGAUCGCAGUGAAAGUGGAUGGCAACAUCGGCGGCCUCCCGAAACGAGAAAAGAAGCAGAAGCUGCGCGAGCCACUCGACUACUCCACGGUGAAGGUCUCUUUCGACGUACCCGACCGACUCACCGGCUUGCAAGAACUCGAAGAGCUGAGGCGGUUAUGCCCUAACCGCACGUGGAACUUUCUGGAGGUCAACGUGCCGUUCGAGGACUCGCUAAACGCUAGGCCAAUAGUAGAGGCUCUCAUGUUCCCCUCCAGAACGGUAAUGGACAUGAGCCUCGCCAUCGCGCUGUACUUCGCCGCACGCGCUGAGGGUCAGAUUCGCGCACAUCCGGGCGCGGAUUCUACGCCGUACACAAGCCCUGCGAGAGUGUUGCUGAAUGGCUUAGGCUCUGACGAGCUUCUGGGCGGAUACGGCCGCCACCGCACCGCAUUCAAGGCGGCAGGAUGGCAGGCAGUCAUCGACGAGCUUCAGCUCGAGAUCGACCGCAUACCCACGCGGAAUCUGGGUAGGGAUGACCGUGUCAUCUCUUCCUGGGGGAAAGAAACAAGACAUCCGUUUCUGUCUUUGUCGGUCGUCAAUUUCCUCGCUCAGCUGCCGGUUCACUUGAAGAUGGACCCGCGUCUGGAGUCUGGCUUGGGGGAGAAGUUGCUUUUACGGCUCGCGGCACGGAAGGUUGGGCUAGUGGAAGCCAGUUCGAGGAAGAAGAGGGCGAUGCAGUUUGGGAGUCAUUCGGCGCGGAUGGCGCCAGGUGAGGGCGACAAGAAGGGGGAUAUCCUCAUAGAAACCUAG
Messenger RNA from Trametes versicolor FP-101664 SS1, 1737 nucleotides. RefSeq lists its product as uncharacterized. Lineage: Eukaryota; Fungi; Basidiomycota; Agaricomycetes; Polyporales; Polyporaceae. The transcript is spliced from 12 exons. The coding region runs from base 7 to 1737 and encodes 576 amino acids. Gene Ontology annotation, molecular function: asparagine synthase (glutamine-hydrolyzing) activity. The record is from RefSeq and is a predicted model, not a curated record.